CCUAUCAACACUGUUCUUUCUUUCACGCUCUCAUAGGAAUGGCUGGACCCGACGGACAUGUAAGAAAGCUAGCCCUCUUCUUUGAGAAACUCGGCGCCUCUUCUCCUCCGGAUACGAGAAAAAGUUCAGAAAUCAGGUCCAACCCCGAAGGACCGGUGGCUGGUGGAGGUGCUUCUGUGGACAAACGACAAUUUGUGCCUUGCGAUGUGUGUUCUAAGUUGAACCCCCCUAAUCUUAGUUGCUCUUACUCUGUGGGGCCUUGUGAUAUUUGUGACAAGGUUCAACGCAUUAAUUGUUGCCCUUAUCUCAACCACCUCCCACAGGGGGCAACUUUUAACUCUGGAUAUGGAAUAGUUUGUGUAUGUGGUUAUGUAUUUGAUGAGGUUAAGUGGGUUGUCCCUUAUGUGGUGGGAGCGGAGCAGUGCUUAAGGCCAAGAAUUGUUCCAUUUGUAACGUCUGGAAGCAGCACUGUGCAUAUGAAUGCCCAAAAAGACAAGGAUCUUGCUGCCGAGUAUAAAUCGAUCAGAGAAAAGAUGCUUUCAGAAGUGUCGACUCCCAUUGCAUGGUCAGGUACCUAUGUUCCAACUGAUCCUUGUGGAGACAUGAAAGAAAAAGAUAAUCAAACACGCCGGGGGAAAUUUUUAAUAGCUGCAGUGUUUCAAUAUAAAUAAUGGUCGUUCAGAAGGAGAGUCCCUAUUGUUUAGGGUUAGUACUCCAAAGGUUAUGGUUUCCAGAAGCCAGAUUGGCUUGCCAUUAUGUGUACCACUGGCCUCUACGCUGGGCAUUUAC
Fragaria vesca subsp. vesca is the source of this 789-nucleotide messenger RNA. RefSeq lists its product as uncharacterized. The coding region runs from base 39 to 671 and encodes 210 amino acids. Lineage: Eukaryota; Viridiplantae; Streptophyta; Magnoliopsida; Rosales; Rosaceae. The transcript has 4 exons. The record is from RefSeq and is a predicted model, not a curated record.